ACGAACAGCAGCUAGCAACAACAUCAGCAGCAGAUACACAAAAGCUCCUCUGACAAACAACAGUCGCCUUUUGGUGGACAAUAAGUGUCAUGUUUUCCCGCAGGUGGGGGUUCGGCUGGGACAGGUACAGUGACGUGGACCUCUUCGCGGACCGAAAUGAGUCCAAUGCGGAGACCCUGUCGCAGGCCAUCAGAGCUGCAGCGUCCGAGGAGCCGGACGCAGACGGCAGCGUGCUGUUUGGCAACCUGCAGGGCACUGUGGUCGGCCUCAGAUACUACACUGGAGUGGUGAAUCAAGGGGAAAUGGUCGGUUUAGUGAGGGAGCCUCAGAAUCAAUACGACCGCAAUGCAGUGAUGGUCGCCAACAUUUAUGGCAACCAGGUGGGUCACAUGAAGCGAGAGCUGGCAGCGGCUAUGGCCCACGUCAUGGACAACAAUUUGGCAAAAGUAGAGGGGGUGGUGCAUUCAGGGACCAAAAACUCAUUCACCAUGCCAGUGAUGCUCUCCUUCUGGGGGAAAGAAGAGAGCAAAAAUGCCGUGGUUGAAAGCAUGGCACGUCGCGGAUAUAAACUGAACACAAGUGGGAGCAAAUCGACAGGUGCAAAUCCGAAGUCAUAUAAUAGUCAAGCUGCUCGUGCAUUGGCAUCGAAAAAAGGUUUGACCAUCGCUCUAACGGCAGAGGAGCUGAAGAAUGCAUUCGACAACCUGUUCGACGGCUUGAUGGAGAGUAAAGAUGGAGAAAAAGAAGCAGCCAAGUCUGUGGGCACUCCUCUCCUGCUUCACCAGAAGCAGGCGCUGUCCUGGAUGUGCGCGCGGGAGAACAAGUCUGUGCUUCCGCCCUUCUGGGAGAAGAGAGGGGAGCUGUACUACAACAGCCUGACGUGUUUCUCUGCCAAAGAAAUACCAGACAGAGUUCGUGGGGGAAUCCUGGCAGAUGACAUGGGACUUGGAAAAACUCUGACGACCAUCGCUCUGAUCCUCACAAACUUCCACGGUGGGAAGCCUCUGCCCGUGGAGAAAUGUGAGGAUCAAUCGUCACCUUUUAAAGCCAAAAGUAAACCACAGAUGGCCUCCAAACCCAAAGGAAGAAGCCAUGCUGGGGACAGAGAAGGAGUGGAUGAAGCAGCAGCUGGUUCUGUCUGCUCAAAUCUUCCUCAGGUGGAGUCGAUCUCUGAUAAAUCACCAGACGUUGCAGAUGAAGUGCUCGAGUCAGACAAAACUACAAGCAAAGGGAAGAUACAAGCCACCAAGCGGAAGCCAAGUCGAGAGGCCCCAGUAUUCCUGGAGGAUCUGGACUUUGCUGCAGCACUGGGAGGUUCAGUUUCAGACACGGGCUCAAAGAAGAAGAGACCUUCUAAGAAAUCCAAUCCUACAAUGAGUGUGGAAUCCUCCAUCCCCGAGAGUGCAGAUGACUUAUCAGCAAGAGCGACUCUCAUCAUCGCCCCGCUCUCUGUGCUCAGCAACUGGCUGGACCAGUUUGAGCAGCAUGUGCGUGCCAACGUGAAGCUAAACGUGUACCUGUAUUACGGCUCGGAGCGCAACAGGAGCAAGAAGUUUCUGUCCUCUCAGGACGUGGUGAUCACCACCUACAACGUCCUCUCUGCUGACUUUGGGAAUAAGAGUCCCCUGCAUGGUAUCAAUUGGCUGAGGGUUGUACUGGAUGAAGGACACAUCAUAAGAAACCCAAAUGCACAGAUGAGUAAGGCUGUGUUGGACUUAAAAGCUCAACGGCGCUGGAUUUUGUCAGGUACUCCCAUCCAGAACAGUGUGAAGGACCUGUGGAUGCUGCUGGCCUUCCUGCGUCUGAAGCCCUUCGAUGUGAGAGAGUGGUGGAACAGAGUGAUACAGAGGCCUGUUACUCAAGGAGACAGAGCCGGUCUGCAGAAUCUUCAGACUCUGGUGAAGUGCAUCACCCUGCGGCGGACCAAAAGCAGUGAAGUGAAUGGGCGCCCUCUGGUGUUUCUGCCUGAGAAGACGGUGUCUGUGGAGCAGGUCGAGAUGAGCCAGUCUGAGAGAGAGGAGUACGAGCUGGCACGCAACGAGGGAAGGAGCACCAUCAGCAAAUAUGUGGCUGAGGGGACCGUCUUGAGGAACUAUGCGGACGUGUUGGCUAUCCUGAUGAGGCUCCGACAGCACUGCUGCCACCCUGAUCUGCUGGCAAAAAUAUCCUCAGAACUGGGUGCUUCAGCAACGCCUGCAGAGAUGCGGCAGCGUCUCAUCGAGAAGCUGCGGUUGGUGUUGGCCAGCGGCUCUGACGAGGAGUGCUCUGUGUGUCUGGACUCGGUCCGCCUGCCGGUCAUUACGCACUGUGCCCACGUCUACUGCCGGCCCUGCAUCGCCCAGGUUAUCAGCAGCGAGCAGGAAGCGGCGCGCUGUCCUCUCUGUCGUAGUGAGAUCAAGGCCACUGAACUGGUGGAAUUUCCCCAAGAGGAAAUGGAGGAAGAGAAAAAUGUAAACUCAGAGAAGUGGAGGACAAGCUCGAAGGUGCAGGCACUGAUGGGAAACCUGCUCAGGCUGCGAUGUGAAGACAGCAGCAUAAAGAGUUUGGUUGUCUCCCAGUUUACACGCUUCCUCACCAUACUGGAGACUCCACUCAGAGAGCAUGGUUUCAGUUUUGUGCGUCUGGACGGCACCAUGAGCCAAAAGAAGAGGACUCAGGUCAUCCGGGAGUUUCAGAGCUCUGCCGCCGACAGCCCUUCCAUCAUACUUCUGUCACUCAAAGCCGGAGGGGUGGGGCUUAACUUGACGGCCGCCUCCCGUGUUUUCCUCAUGGACCCGGCCUGGAAUCCUGCGACUGAGGAGCAGUGUAUCGAUCGCUGCCACCGUUUGGGACAAGAGAGGAAAGUGGUUGUGACCAAGUUCAUCGUGAAAGAUUCAGUGGAGGAGAGAAUGGUGACGAUCCAGAGACAGAAGCAGGACCUGGUGGAGAAGGCGUUUGGCUCCACAAACACUGACAGAAAAACAUCUCGCAUUGAUGACAUUAAAUCUCUGAUGGAGCUGUAAAGUGUUUUUUUCCCCAAAGGGAGCUGAACUGACCGAUUUACAUGAUGACGACCCCAAAGGCUUCGAUCGGUGUCUGAGCUUACACGUUAACUGUUUUCUUUUUCUGGCAUCCAUCAGCUCAUAUCAGAAUGACUGCUGAGAUUUUCUGCACAUGUUGUCAUUGUUUAAUUUGUGUUUUUGACAAGUUCAAGUUGACUAGAGGAUCUUUAGUUUCUGGUUACCGGAUAAAUGUCAUGAUACAGUUCAGUUCAGGAUGCAACCACAUGUCCAACUCUCAUCCUUGUUUAGUUGUAAUGCGUUUAACCUGUUGGUCUUGGUUUAUAUCUACAUACAUCAAUCAAAGAGGCAGCGUUUGUUAAGUUAUGAAGACAAACAGCCGUGAAGAUCUAACGUUCUGUUUUUUUCAUCUGAAAUCUCUGCAUUUAAAAAAAAUGUUUGUUUGGAGUUGUUUCUAACCAAUCACAGAGCAGCAUUCAGAACAUCAGUGAUAUGUUAAAUACAAACAUGGCAUUAAAGGAAAAGUUUGUCACUAAAUGAGUGCGUGAAAUUAGAGCUUCAGCUACAAUUAAUCCAUUUGGAUGAUAAUUAAAACAAACAUUGUUUUCAAAUGUGA
Messenger RNA from Labrus mixtus (cuckoo wrasse), 3615 nucleotides. RefSeq names its product helicase-like transcription factor (gene hltf). The transcript is spliced from 25 exons. The record is from RefSeq and is a predicted model, not a curated record. Lineage: Eukaryota; Metazoa; Chordata; Actinopteri; Labriformes; Labridae. Gene Ontology annotation, molecular function: nucleic acid binding; zinc ion binding; ATP binding. Bases 90 to 3002 code for a protein of 970 amino acids.